AUGCCACCAGUCUAUUGUGAAGGGGAAAUGGCCGAACUCUGCCAACAUGCGUACUGCUUCCGUGGUGCACCAACUAUUUUGGAUUCUUACUUACUCGGUCCUAUUGAUGCAUAUGUCAUUGCCGGAUUGAUUCAUCAUAACAAAAAGUUUCACGGACGCCACUUGGUGGGGCAAAUGGAUCGCUUGAAGGACAUGCUGGAGGAGAAGAACACGUUGUUGCACAUUCCAUACAGCAGAAAGUUCCUCUCCUCUUUGAGAAAUAAAAUCUUGCAUAUUGAACACCAGAUGGAACACAGAGAAGCCGACAUGGAACGCUCUGCUCGCAAGAAGGAGGAGGACCGAGGAAAUCAGGUCAAGACAUUGAACUCGAAGAGAAUAGAGCCAGCAGAGGAAAAGAAAGCAACGCCAAAAAAAGCGAAGAAGGCGAAGCAAUCAAAGAAGAUAAAUUAG
Caenorhabditis remanei is the source of this 450-nucleotide messenger RNA. RefSeq lists its product as uncharacterized. The coding region runs from base 1 to 450 and encodes 149 amino acids. The transcript has 4 exons. The record is from RefSeq and is a predicted model, not a curated record. Lineage: Eukaryota; Metazoa; Nematoda; Chromadorea; Rhabditida; Rhabditidae.